ACUUCUUCUCCUUGGGAAAAACACAAAAAUCUCCUCUAAAAACUUUAGUGUAUUUUCCUCCAUUUUCACAUCAUCUCAAGAAAAAAAAAAUAUUAAAAAUUAUGGAGGGUGAAUGUAGUUGCAAUUUUUACCAAAGAGCAAAACCAUAUAUAGCUAUGAUUUCAUUGCAAUUUGGUUAUGGAGGAAUGAAUAUUAUAACCAAAGUUUCACUUAAUAGAGGCAUGAGUCAUUAUGUUCUUGUUGUCUAUAGAAAUGCCUUUGCUACUGCUAUUAUUGCUCCCUUUGCUCUCUUUCUCGAAAGAAAAAUUAGGCCAAAGAUGACAUUCAUGAUGUUCUUGCAAAUAUUUGUAUUGGGUCUUCUAGGGCCAGUGAUUGAUCAAAAUUUUUACUAUGCUGGGCUUAAAUAUACAUCACCAACAUUUUCAUGUGCCAUGAGCAACAUGUUACCUGCUAUGACAUUUGUCAUAGCAGUCCUAUGCAGAAUGGAGAUAGUGCACAUAAAGAAAAUUGGAUGUCUAGCAAAGGUGUUGGGAACUAUAGUAACUAUGGUUGGUGCCAUAUUAAUGACAUUGUACAAAGGCCAAGUUGUUAAUUUAUUAUGGUCAAAUAACAUAAAUUCUAAUGAAGUUAUUACUAGUGGAGCUUAUGAUAAAGAUUGGGUGAAUGGUGCAAUUCUUCUCAUUUUUGCUACACUUUCUUGGGCUUCUUUCUUUAUUCUUCAGGCUAUUACCAUGAAGAAAUAUGCAGCUCCAUUAUCUUUAACUGCACUUAUUUGCUUCAUGGGAACUUUGCAAUCAAGUGCUUUAACAUUUGUAAUGGAACACAAAACUUCUGUUUGGAAUAUUGGUUUUGACAUGAACCUUCUUGCUGCUGCCUAUGCUGGAAUUGUGUCAUCAAGCAUAGCAUACUAUGUACAUAGUCAAGUAAUGGAGAAAAAAGGACCUGUUUUUGUGACAGCUUUUAGUCCACUCAUGAUGAUCAUUGUUGCCAUUAUGGGCUCUUUCAUUCUAGCUGAAAAAUUCUAUAUUGGAGGAAUUCUUGGUGCAGUAGUGAUAGUGGCAGGGCUAUACACUGUAUUAUUGGGAAAAUACAAGGAAUAUAAAGAAGAAGAAAUUGAGGAAUCAAUAAUUGAUGAACCAGUGAAGGGCAUUAAUGGAAAUAAUCAAAUGAUGAUUAUAGUAAUUAAUGAUUUAGAAAUUCAGAAAAAUGAUGAAAAAAUAAUAUCAGCAGCUCCAGCAUUCAGUUUCCCUAUAUUGGCUCGGGAAAGCACCGAAGGGUUAAUUUAAAUUAAAUUAUUAAUUAGAAGGAAAAAAAAUAUGUGUAGAGCAAUUUUGAUAUGACAAGUAUGUUUAGAGUAAUUUACUUUUUUAACCUUGAGACUUUUGUAUAAAUAACAAAUGUUCAUCUAA
This is a messenger RNA of Capsicum annuum, 1409 nucleotides long. RefSeq names its product WAT1-related protein At5g07050. Bases 102 to 1286 code for a protein of 394 amino acids. Gene Ontology annotation, cellular component: plasma membrane. Lineage: Eukaryota; Viridiplantae; Streptophyta; Magnoliopsida; Solanales; Solanaceae. The transcript is spliced from 6 exons. Gene Ontology annotation, molecular function: transmembrane transporter activity. The record is from RefSeq and is a predicted model, not a curated record.